Messenger RNA from Phragmites australis (common reed), 1110 nucleotides. RefSeq names its product CEN-like protein 1. NCBI's taxonomy places the organism in Eukaryota, Viridiplantae, Streptophyta, Magnoliopsida, Poales, Poaceae. The record is from RefSeq and is a predicted model, not a curated record. The transcript is spliced from 4 exons. Bases 87 to 611 code for a protein of 174 amino acids.
GACUUUUUAUCUCGUGAUUACCAAUACUGCUAGCUACCUCUAGAUCUCUCAUCACCACAGGCGCGCUCUUCAGUUCAAGCUUAGCAAUGUCUAGGGUGUUGGAGCCUCUCAUCGUCGGAAAGGUGAUAGGAGAAGUCAUUGACAACUUCAACCCCACGGUGAAGAUGACGGUGACUUACGGCUCCAACAAGCAGGUGUUCAACAGCCUUGAGUUCCUCCCGUCGGCGGUCGUGUCCAAGCCGCGCGUCGAGGUUCAGGGCUGUGACAUGAGGUCUUUCUUCACACUGGUCAUGACUGACCCAGAUGUGCCAGGGCCUAGCGAUCCAUAUCUGAGAGAGAAUCUGCACUGGAUGGUCACUGAUAUUCCCGGCACAACUGAUGCUUCUUUAUUUGGAAACGAGUUGGUGAUGUACGAGAGCCCCAAGCCCUACAUCGGCAUCCACAGGUUCGUCUUCGUGCUGUUCAAGCAGAAGAGCCGGCAGGUGGUGCGCCCGCCCUCCUCCAGGGACUACUUCAGCACCCGGCGCUUCGCCGCCGACAACGACCUCGGCCUCCCCGUCGCCGCCGUCUACUUCAACGCGCAGCGGGAGACCGCCGCUCGCCGCCGCUGAUCACCUGAUGCAGCAACCACAGACGAACCCUACCCCUCCUUGCAUGCAUGCAUACAUGUCGCAUGGGAGGCUUAUCAAGUAUCAAUCCAAUAAGAGAACUCGCCGGCCAGCGCGCGAGUUGCUUGUUGUCUAGCUAUGUAGUUGCCACAGUCCAUUCCUUUAGUUAAUCAGUAGCCGAUCUGUGCGCGUGCGUAAGUGCGAUGUACUCAUGCGUACGUGUGGCACUAGUGUGAGUUCAGUUCAGCUCCUGCACAUGGAGGCGAAGGAUGCAUGCAUCGUGCUGGGAACAUGCAUGAGUCCGUGUAUGUCGACCGGGAGCUGUUUGAGAGCUGAAGACCGCCGACGUGUCGGGUGGAGAACGGAGGAAAGGCCGUGGCCAUGGCUCUAGUACUCUCCCCGGUUACCUACUAUCCCUGUAUUCCUGUUACGCGUGUGUGCCUGCUGGCUAGCUGGAGCUUAGCUAGCAAAGGUGUACUUCUUCUACCUCCUUUUCGCUAGC